Molecule: messenger RNA, 3206 nt
Organism: Malus domestica (apple)
Lineage: Eukaryota; Viridiplantae; Streptophyta; Magnoliopsida; Rosales; Rosaceae
Source: RefSeq, a predicted model, not a curated record
UUCUCCCUUUCUCUCAGGGUUUCUCCUCCCAGUAACAUCUCUCUCACUCGCUAAACCCUCUCUUUCUACCUCUCAAACUCUCCCGUCCUCUCUUUUCUUUGUAACGCAGCGAAAGUCACCAAACCUUGACGAAUCAACGCUCAAACCACCACCACAUCCCACCCUCUUGACCUCGCGAGUUCGAACCCGAGCUCCGUUUCGUAGGAAACAGAGACUAGAAGCUCUAGCUCGAAGCUCCGACGAGAAAGAAACUUCCCGACGAAGUUCCCGACACUUUUCCGACCACUCCACACCGUUUUGGAAGAGUUGGAAGCCACCACACAACUCCCUAACGUCCCUGGGUCAAGUUUGAGGCAAUCCCCAACUCGAAAACACACGGUUUCGAAGCUUUGGGUUUUUGGCCGAGACUUUCUGGCCAAUUUCAGUACAUUUACGUCUACUUUUUGGAGUUCCAAGAGUUUCCGUCGAUUUCAGGUUCCUUCCGUCCUGUUUUUGGCUAAAUCAUGGCGAGUUAGCCAUUGCUAUGGGUACCAAUCUGUUCAUCUCAUUCUGAGGUGUCCGCUAGUACACUUUGACUUCAGUUGGGGUCUGUCAAAGUUCAUGAAGCACCAUUACUAAUUCCAGACAUAUGAUUUGUUGCUGAACAAGACAUAAAUUUCAUAAUUUCACUUUUACUCUGGACAGUUGUAUCGUGUUGACUUACAAUACAGGCAUCAGAGCACUGAGCGCGGGACUUACAAAAGCCACCAACAAAGAGAAGCAUUCCAGCCGUAGUCCUUGAUUUCAGAAGGAAAUGGAAAUUAUAAUUGCAAUUGCCUCAAAAGUUGGAGAGUGCUUGGUCACACCAAUAGGAACAGAGUUUGGCUAUUUGAUUAAUUACCAUUCCAACCUGGAAAAUCUUAAGGGUGAGAUAAAAAAGCUUUUUGACAAGAAAGAUGGAGUGCAAGGAUUGGUAGAUGCUGCCCAAAGGAACAGUGAAAGUAUCAAACCUGAUGUUCAGAGUUGGCUAAAGAAUGUGAACAACAUGAUCCAGAAAGUGUUACAUUUUGAGGAUGAAAUUAACAAGAAAAGGCGAUGUAUGAAUCGAUGGAGCUUGAGUCGGAAAGCCUAUAAGAUUACACAACAUGUUCUUCAGCUCCAAAACGAAGGAACAUUUGAAAAUGUGGCCCAUCCUGCACCUCCACGAGGGAUAUGGUCAAAAUUCAAGAAAGGUUUCAAGGACUUUAAGUCCAGAACGGCAUACAUGAAUGAGGUGAUAGAGGGUUUGAAGAGGGAACAAGUACGAAUGAUCGGGAUUUGUGGAAUGGGGGGUGUGGGUAAAACGACAAUGGCGAAAGAAAUCAUCACAAGAUUGGCAAAACUGAACCUGUUUGAUAAUAUUGUAAUGGCAACUGUGUCUCAAAGUCCAAGUAUUAGCAAGAUCCAGUCGGAAAUUGCAGACCAAAUAGGUUUGGAAUUGAAGGAGGAAUCCGAGUCCGGAAGAGCAAUAAAGCUGCAUGGGAAACUCAUGGAAAUAAAGAUCCUGAUUGUAUUAGAUGAUGUCUGGACAUAGCUUGAUUUUGAGGCUAUAGGACUCCCUUCUGGAGAUGCUCACAAGGGGUGCAAAGUUUUGUUGACAUCACGAGAUUGGGAAGUCUGCAACAGGAUGGGAAGUCAACCAAUUAUUGAAGUCCCGACUUUAACAACAGAAGAAUCACAUGACCUCUUUAAAGAAAUGGUAGGUGAAUCCUUCGAUGAGCCUGAUUUACGUUCCAUUGCAAAAGAGGUCGUUUAUGAAUGUGGAGGUUUACCUAUAGUCAGAAUCACAGAGGAAAAUGAAGAAGAGGCGACAAAAUACAUGAUUUUGUUUCUAAAACUGAACACAUUUGAACUAGAAAACCUGCCUCGUCUCACAAGUCUUUGUCCAGAGGGAUUUACAUUUCUAUGGUCAUCCACAAAAAAUAUGUACGUACGAAAAUGUGGAUCAUUGAAGACAUUGGGUGCUGUAAUUCCACAAAGAAAGAAGUUGGAGAAUAACUUGAAGAAGGAUUCAACAAGUCAUGAUUUCAGCACUUCUCCAACACGUUCAUCAAAUUGGUGCCCUGCUGGAUGUGGAUGCGCACCAUAUUCAAGACCAAACGCCCACCGCCCCAUUGAAAUAUUGCCAUGUCCAAUUAACCUGGAGGUUACACCAACUAAUCUUGAGGACUCAAAUGAUGAUGAUAAUCUCGCAAAUCUUCGUGUCCAUGACUGUGCAUCAUUGGAAGUGAUUUUCCAACUAAAGGGGCCGAAGCAUGAAGAAAGUAGUCACUCCGUUGAAGCAUUCAAUAAAUUGAGGUCCUUGCGGUUAGAUAUUUUGCCAAGUUUAACGCGUGUUUGGGAGACGGGUAGUUCACAACCGAUGUUGACAGGAAGCAGCUUCGGAAACUUGAAAUCGCUGCGGGUCUUUGAUUGCGACCAGUUGAAAUACUUGUUUUCAUCGUCCAUUGUCAAACUUCUCGUGAGUAUGGAGGACAUAAAAGUUCAGAAGUGUGAGCAGAUGGAAGAAAUCGUUGCCGCAGAAGAAGAAACUGAUGAAACAAUUACAUUACCUAAAGUGAAGUCCAUCAAGCUUGAAAGUCUGCCAAAACUCAAGUAUUUUUGUGGUGAAGCUUAUACUUUGAAGUUGCCGUCUUUGGAGUUAUUGGAGGUUGAUGACGUGCAAAACUUAAGCCUAUUAGCUCCAAAGCUUAUUGCCACACAUCCCUGAUUGCAAGUAAACACCGCGUUGGGACUGGCUGAAUGGAAGGGGGACCUAAACGCCACUCUUACGGAAUAUUUACAUCACAAGUACGGAUGAAGAUAACGAAAUCGAUGGCAAGGAUGACGAUGACAAAAUCGACGGCAAGGAUGAAGAUGACGAAACCAACAGGGAGGACGAACACAGUUGAUUGAUCAAGCACAAAGGAAAAGAGUUUAAAGAACGUUGUGGCUCCAGCAAUUCGUUUACCAUAUCAUAUGCACAAACCAAUAAAAGGACAUUUGUUGCACCAGAAUUUCAUUCCAAAAAUACUAUUUAUGUUGCUUAUUUUAUGUACCAUAAAUUUCGAUUGCGAUUAUUACUGUUUGUUUCUAAAUUCGCAUCAUUAGUAUUUGCUUAUUUGUGCUCGAGGUUGAUUAUACACGUGUAAGCUGAAUCACAUGUUUGUAGAAUGGACAAGCUGAAUAAAAUCUGUUUGCCCCCUAAA